Parasteatoda tepidariorum (common house spider) is the source of this 2544-nucleotide messenger RNA. RefSeq names its product sulfotransferase ssu-1. Lineage: Eukaryota; Metazoa; Arthropoda; Arachnida; Araneae; Theridiidae. The record is from RefSeq and is a predicted model, not a curated record. Gene Ontology annotation, molecular function: sulfotransferase activity.
UGGUUCACGUCUCAUAGAAAUGCAGCUGUUUGAAUCGAUGAAAACCAUUUGAUUAAAAAUGUGAAUAUCAUUUACUCUUUAUUUUAACAUUUGUUUGUAUAAUCAUUGAUGAUGCUAAAUAGUUACCUUUGCUGGCAGUAGGAGGAUAUUGAAUUUAUAAUUGAAGACAUUCCAAAUGUGUGGAUAUAAAUAUGGAAAAAGCAACAAAAGCACCGUUGUAUAGUCGUAUGAACGGAAUCAUUUAUCCUUCAAUGUUCUCUCCAACAUGUUUCAGAGAAGCGCUGAACUACAAGGCUCAACCUAAUGACACCUUUAUUGUUACUUAUCCUAAAUCUGGCACAACUUGGAUGCAGCAUAUACUCUUGUAUAUUUUCCGCAAAGGAAGAGAACUGAAAAUUGGAAAAACGGGUGACUUAGACGUGUCAGAAUUCAUCAAAUAUUGCCCAUGCAUCGACAUGUAUGGAUUUGAAGGCAUUCAGAAAAUGAAGAAGCCCGGAUGUAUUAAAACGUAUCUACCUUACAACCGUCUCUCAUUGUCCCCUGAAGCAAAGUAUAUAUUUGUUGCGCGGAAUCCAAAAGAUUGCUGUGUGUCUUUUUAUCAUCACGCGCGAAAUCAUCCAGGCUUUGGAUACUGGGAUGGCAAUUUUAAUGACUUUUUCGAGCUUUUUAUGAAUGGGGAAUUAGAGUGUAAUGAUUAUUUUGAUCAUUUACUUUCUUGGUAUCCCCAUCGUAAUGAUUCGAACGUCUUUUAUACAACGUAUGAAGAGAUGAAAAACGAUAUUAGGGGCGUUGUUGUGUCUGUUUCAAAAUUUUUGGGUCAAGAAUACACUGAAGCAAUCGAGAAAGACAACUCUGUUCUCAACAAUAUUAUUCUGUUUAGUAGUUAUGAAUACAUGCAGAAGCAUUAUUGCAGACCAAGCCUUUCCGGCAUGAAAGAGUCGAAUUCUGAAACUUAUUCUGGAAUUAAAUACAUAACUGAAUUCAUCACCAGUUUGGAUUUACCUUCUAGGGUUUUAGCAAAAAGCAAUGUUAGGAAAGGAGUUGUUGGAGACUGGAAAAAUGUGUUGAGUUAUGAACAAAGUCCAAGAUUGACAGAAAAAUAUGUUGAAAAAACAAAAAACACUGACAUCAAAAAUUGGUUCUCUGAAGCAAUUUUAUAAAAUAAAAAAAUAGUUUACAAAAGCUAGAUUAUACUUCCUGAACAAUACAAUUCGACGGGAAGGACAUGUAUGGAUACUAGGAAAAAUACAAUUCUACGUCAUAGCUGAUUUUCCUAGACCUGCGGUUCCCAAAGGCUGUUCCUCGGAAACCUAGGAUUCUGCGGAAAGAACAUUUAUGUUCCGAGAAUCAGAACUUGAUUGAGAUAAGCAAUACACGGUUAAGCAAAAAUUUAUAAUGGAAACACGACAGGAGAAUUAUUUCUGUUAAAAUAGAAGAUUGGUUCAUCUGGAAAACCAGACAGGACUGCAGAAAAUCUAAUUAAAUAAUGCAUGUCAGAAAUAGUACUGGAAAAUUUGCGGCGAAGUAAGUUUUUUCUAAAUUAUUAAACCAACAAAUUUCAGACUAUAUGAUUUACAGAAAUGGCUUUUGUGGCUAAUCUAUUCAAUAAACUAAAAUCGGGGUUCCACACAAGGAGGUUGAUCGUUGAAGGUUCCAUAGCCGAAACAAAAUUCAGAACCGCUGAACCUGACAACCAAAACGUUAUCCGUCGAUAGCCUAAUAUCUUUUUGUUUAUCUCUACUGGACAAUACUUUUUAUACAUUAGACAUCAUCAUAUGGUCUAAAGAAACUGUAAUUUUAUUUCUGGGAUAAUAGGUGUUAUAACAAUAUCUUUUUGAUAACACAACAAUGAUAACAGUUAAACAAAGAUUUCUAAUGGAAACACAGCAGGAACAUUAUUUCUGAUAAAUUAGAAGAUUGGUUGAUCUGGAAAACCAAACAGGAUUACAGAAAUAGUUAACAGACAACAGUUAACAGUUAAGUGCAAUUAACAGAAAUAGUUGGCUGUGUGCUGGUGAAAAAAAUGCUGUGAAGAAAGCUUUUUCUAGAUUGUGAAAUUAACGAUUUCACAUCAUAUAACAUGACGAUGGCUUGUAAAAAUGGCUUUUUUUGGCUAAUAUAUUCAAUUAACUGAAAUUGAGGUUCCACCACAAGGAGGUUGGAGAUUCCAUGACCGAAGAAAAUUGGAAACCGCUCUCUUAUAGUCAACCAAAACAUUAUUCGUAGAUAACCCAAUAUCUUUUUGCUUAUCUCUACCAGACAAUAUUGUUUAUACAGAUGACGUAAUAUGGUCUAAAGAAGCUGAAAUUUUAUUCCUGGUAUAAUAGAAAACUGUAUUUUUGCUAACACAGCAAUGAUAACCUUUAAAAUUUUAAAGGACUUUUCAUGUGAAAUCCACUGAUAUUAAAAGCUUUACCUACUAAUACCUCAUUCAAUCUUUAGUCCUAACAAUCCUGUAAGUCCCGAGUACUUCUUUCAAUCCUAUGUCUCUACUCUAUGUCAUAGUUUAGCACCCUCUCAAACAAUAAAAAUUGAGACCUAUUA